Messenger RNA from Arvicanthis niloticus (Nile rat), 5404 nucleotides. The record is from RefSeq and is a predicted model, not a curated record. Lineage: Eukaryota; Metazoa; Chordata; Mammalia; Rodentia; Muridae.
ACCAGCAUUGGAGCUGGUGGUCAGACAAGCAGCAGUAAGCUCUUAACUGCCGCUCCUCCACCCUCUUUAAAAAGAGCUGAAUUUGAUUAAAAAAAUUCAGGGAUUUGAUCCUAAAUGUAGAAGUCAUUUGGACUACAGAUUUUGAGUUCUGUUCCCAGUUGAUUUUUUUUCCAGUCAUGCCCAGAAAAUCUGGGAAUUCAUUAGUUCUUUGAAGACAAAGCAAGAAGACUGGUUAAAUGAGUUCCAGAAAGAAAGGCCCUUGCCUUUCUGGCCAGCAGUUUGCUGAAGGAGAUGACAUCAUGAAGCUGCAGCCAAGUGACAGGCGGGUCCAAAAGGCGAGAAGUAUCUCCUCAGGACACAAGUCAACAGAGCCAAGGAGUCUUCAACCAACUCUUCAAAGAAGACGGCGAGGCCGCUCUAUGAAGAAAAGUCAUUCUGUGGAGAAAGGUUACUCUGAGGAGAAAACCUGUACAGUGGAGAAAAUUCCCUCCACCGAGAAAAACCUUUCUGCUGAGAAGCCUCCUUCCAUCAAUGAGAGGCGUCGCACUAGAGUUAGAAGCUUCUCCGCUGAAAAGCUGCUGAUAGCAGAGAAGCAUCCCAAUGCUGAAAAAAGCCUUACUACAGAGAAGAAGAGAUCCUCUGCUGAGAAGUACUCUUCAAAUGAAAAAGGUCAGAUGACCCAGAAAAGUUCUGCUGGGAGGCGCCACUCUGAGACACAUGGCUCUGGAAAGAGUCCUCCCUUUUCUGAGAAAUGCCACCCUACAGAGAAAUGUCAUUCAAGUGUGAAGCGUGGCUCUUCAGACAAGGAUCAUCCUGCAGAUAGAGGUCGUUCCAGCAAGAAAAGACGCCCUACAGAAAAACCUCAGAAAGGUCGGUUGACAGGGAGAAGUCCCUAUGCUCCUGCCACAGUGAGAGGGCGUCCUACAAAAAGAGGUCAACCCACAGAGAAAGGCCUUUCUACUAAGAAGGGUCCCUCUAAUGAGAACCGACCCCCUGCAAAGAAAGGCUGCUCAGCCAAGAUACAUAGCUCUGCAGAGAGAGAUCAGCAGAUACAGAAAGGUGGUGCUACAGAUAGUAGAGUCCCUAGAGAGAAAUACUGCCCUUCAAGGAGAGGUCGGCCUGCCAAAAAAAGUCGUCUGGAAGAGAAGGGCCACUCAGAGAAAAGUGCCUGUGCAUCAAGAGGAAGUUCUUCAGGAAAAGAUCUCUCUGCAGGAAGAUUUCACCGCAAGAGAAGCAGCCCUGCAGAGGAGGGUGAUUUAGUCAAGUGUAGUAUCUGUGAAUCCAGUGUACCCUCUGCAGGGACAGAUUGCUUUGCAAGAAGUCACUCCAACAAAAGCAACCCUGGAAAGAAGAGUCGCUCCAUAGAGUGUGGAAUCUUUUCAUCAAGAGUACCCUCUGCAGGGAAAGAUCUCCGUGCUGGAAGAGGGCACACCCAAAAAAUUCAUAGGGCAGAGAAGGGUCUCUUGGUGGAGAAAUGUAGCAGUACAUCAAGAGGACCCUCUACACGGAAAAAUUGCUCUGGAGGAAGAGGUGGCCCCAACAAAAGUGGCACUGUAGAGGAGGGUCUGUCAUUCGAGCACAGUCGCAGUCCAUCAAGAAGACUCUCUUCAGGAAAAGAUCCAUCUGGAGGAAGAGGUUGCCCUAACAAACAAGGCCCUGCAGAGAGGGUUGGUUCUGUUGAAAGUAGUAGCAGCCCAUCAAGAGGACACUCUUCUGGGAAAGAUCGAUCUCGAGGAAGAUGUCACCCAAACAAACAAGGCCCUGCAGAGAGGGUUCGUUCAGUUGAGGGAAGUAGCAAUCCAUCAAGAGAACACUUUGUACCUGAAGAUCGAUCUGCAGGAAGAGGUGGCCUCAUCAAACACAGCCCUGGAGAGAGAGGUCGUUCUGUUGAAAGUAGUAGCAGUACAUCAAGAGGACCCUCUUCAUGGAAAGACCGAUCUGGAGGAAGAGGUCGCCCCAAAAAACUAGGCCCUGCAGAGAAGGGUCGUUCAAUCAAGAGUAGUAGCAGUCCAUUAAGAGGAACCUCUACAGGGAAAGAUCAGUCUGGAGGAAGAGGUCGCCCUAACAAAAAAGGCCCUGUAGAGAGGGGUCGUUCAGUUGAGGGCAGUAGCAGUUCAUCAAGAAGAACCUCUACAGAAAAAGAACGUCUUGUGAGAAGAUGUCACUCCAACAAAAGUAGCCUUGCAGAGGGAUGGUGUUCAGGGAAAGAUUUCCCUUCAGGAGGUCACCCAAACAAAAGUGGCCCUGCAGAGGAGGCUCAGUCAGUCGAGGGUAGUAGCAAUCUAUCGAGUGGACCUACAGUAGCUAAAGAUCGGUCUGCUGGAAGAGGUCGCCCCGACCAACAAGGCCCUGCAGAGAGGGGUCGUUCAGUUGAGGGUAGUAGCAGUCCAUCAAGAGAACCCUCUCUUCCUAAAUAUCUAUGUGCAGUAAGAGUUCACCUCAUCAGAUACAUCCCUGGAGAGAGUGGUCGUUCUGUUGAAAAUAGUAGCAGUCCAUCAAGAGGAACAUCUACAGGGAAAGAUCUAUCUGGAGGAAGAGGUCGCCCAAACAAUCAAGGCCCUACAAACAGGUGCCGUUCAGUUGAGGGCAGUAGCAGUCCAUCAAGAAGAACCUCUACAGGAAAAGAACGUCUUGUAAGAAGAUGUCACUCCAACAAAAGUAGCCUUGCAGAUGGGUGGUGUUCAACCAAGUAUGGUAUCUGUACACCAAGAGGACGCUCUGCAGGGAAAGAUGGCCCUUCAGGAGAAAGUCACCCAAUCAAUAGUAGCCCUGCAGUUGAGAGUCAGUCAGUCGAGGGUAGUAGCAAUCCAUCAAGUGGUCCCUCUGUAGCUAAACAUCGAUCUGGAAGAAGCGGUCACCUCAAGAGACACAGCCCUGCAGAGAGGGGUCAUUCUUUGGAAAGUAGUAGCAGUACAUCAAGAGGACCCUCUUCAAAGAAAGAUCAACCUGGUGGAAGAUGUUGCCCCAACAAACACAGCCAUGCAGAGAGGGGUCGUUCACUCAAGAGUAGCAGCAGUCUAUCAAGAGAACCCUCUUCAGAGAAAGAUCGAUCUAGAGGAAGAGGUUGCCCCAACAAACAAGGCCUGGCAGAGAGGGGUCGUUCAGUUGAGGGUAGUAGCAGUCCAUCAAGUGGACCCUCUGUAGCUAAAGAUCUAGCAGGAAGAAGUGGUCACCGCACUAGACAUAGCCCUGCAGAGAGGGGUCAUUCUUUUGAAAGUAGUAGCAGUACAUCAAGAAGACCCUCCUCAGGGAUAGAUCGAUCUGGAGGAAGACAUUGCCCCAACAAACACAGCCGUUCAGAGAGGGGUCGUUCACUCAAGAGUAGCAGCAGUCUAUCAAGAGAACCCUCUUCAGGGAAAGAUCGAUCUAGACGAAGAGGUUGUCCCCCAAAUGAAAGACCUGCAGGGAGGGGUCGUUCAGUUGAGGGUAGUAGCAGUCCAUUAAGAGAACCCCCUGUCCCCAAAAAUCGAUCUGGAGGAAGAGGUCACCUCAACAGAAAUAGCCCUGCAGAGAGGGGUCGUUCUGUUGAAAGUAGUAGCAGUCUAUCAAGAGAAACCUCUUCAGGGAAAGAUCAAUCUGGAGGAAGAGGUCGCCCCAAAAAACAAGGUCCUGCAGAGAGUGGUUGUUCACUCGAGGGUAGUAGCAGCCCAUCAAAAAGAACUGCUACAGCCAAAGAUCAAUCUGGAGGAAGAGGUUGCCCCAAUAAUAGCAGCCCUGGAGAGGAGGGUCUUUUGGUCAGGAAUGGUAGCAGUUCAUCAAGAGGACCCUCUGAGAGGAAACAUCGCCCCACUGGCCAAAGUUGGCCUUUGAAGGAAAACCACCCUGCAGUGGAGGGGCGCUCAGCAGAGAGUGGAAUUUGUGCAGACAGAGGGCCCUCUGAAGGGCAAGAGCAACCUGCAGUGAGAAGUUGUCCCGAAAAUAGUCACCUUGAAGAGGAAUUUCGGGUUUUUGGAAGGAAGAAAGCUGCAAAAAGAGGGCCUUCUGCAGCGAAAGAUCACCCCUUUAGCAGAGGUCAGCCUCUGAAGAAAAGCCGCCCUAAAGAGGGAGGCUGCUCAGCAGAAGUGGGUAACCAUGCAGAGAGGGAAGCAUCUGCAGGGGAAGGUUACCCCACAGGCAGAGGUCAGCCUCAGAAGAAAAGCCACCCUGCUAAGGCAGGGCACUCAGUUAAGAGGAAACCUUCUGCAUGGAAAGAGCCCCACACUGGGAGAGGUCAGGUUUUAAAGAAAAGCCACCCUGCAGAGAGGCAUCCAUCUGCCUCUAUGAAAAUUUGUCCUUCUAAAAAACAUCGAGCUGCAGAGAAAGUUGUCUGUGCAAAGAGAGUUCGUUCUCCAGAAAGAGUUCACUCCAUGGAGAGAAUUCAUCUUGCUAAGAAAAGUUGUCCUGCAGAGAGACAGCUCUCUGCUGAGGAAGGUAGCAUGGCAGAGCCUAGUUGCUCCUUUCGGAAAGAUCUUUCAAAAGAAACAGCUAACUCUUCCCAGGAAAGCUGCACAGCUGAAGAAGGGAGUAGGGUAGACAAUAUGCAUUCUGUGGAGAAAGGUCAUAUCUCCAUGGAGAAACACUUCCCUGAAGAGAAACUGUCUUCAGGAUUCGUGUCUAAGGCGACAGAGCCAAACAAUAUGCCGAGUCCUCCAGAAAACAAAAUUGGCAGUGAUACCAAUCAAGUAGCCCAGGUCUCUCACCGUAAUGUGCCUGUGACUGUGAAGAUAAAAAUGGGAGUUGAGUUGAGCUUGCCUGGUGAACUGAAGUCUCGUCUUGUUGAGGACUGGGACUUGGUCACCAAGCAAAAGCAGUUAUUCCAACUUCCUGCUGAGAAGAGUGUAGAUACCAUUCUUGCAGAAUAUGUGACUUUUGUGAAGUCACAAGGGCUUGCUGAUAAUAGAGAAUACUCCGUUGAUGAGCUUGUAUUUGGAAUAAGAGUGUAUUUCAACGACAUGCUGGCCACGCAGCUGCUCUACCAGUUUGAAAGGCCCCAGUAUGCUGAAAUUCACCUAGCUUAUCCUGAUAGUCCAAUGUCUCAGGUUUAUGGGGCUCCACACCUCCUGCGAUUGUUUGUGAAUAUUGGGACUGCAUUGGCCCAUUCACCUCUUAACAGGCAGAGUCUUCUCUUAAUGUGUAACUAUAUGCAUGGUUUUCUUGAAUAUCUUGUAGAGAACUCUACUUUGUUUAAUGCCAACAAUUACAGAGUAGCUUCUGCUGAAUAUUGCUGCAAAGCCCUGUGAAGGGCUAAACACUUAAUCCUGGACCAGUAAAUAUUUGUUUCCUGUUUGCACUGUGUAAUUGAUGUUCUUGAAAACUAUAUAACAGGGCUGAAUGUUUCCAUUCGAUUAUUUUUGUUGUGAGCAGAAAAUAAUAGUGAUCUUUACCACCGUGUACCAUCAUUCAACAACAAAUAAAUGUUCACUAA